AAUAAGGUCAUGCCGUGAUGCCUUAGGCAAGCGAAUGCAUUACUUAACCCCGGAUAUCACGUGUUGCAGCAACAUUUAAAAAAACCUACAGUUGUCAGUAUUUGUUGGCUGCUGUUGAUUGUUACAGUCUUAACCAGAGAGUGGAGAAGGUUUGAGUAGGACCUGAAGAACCGGCGAGCUAAACAGAGACAGCAGAGAGUUUCUCCAUGGCUGUGUCUAAAUGUACUCGACUCAGUGGUCCGUUGAUGAAGCAGGUCCUGGACUCAGUGGACACUGUGCUGUUUGACUGCGAUGGGGUGAUAUGGCGAGGAGAUCAAGCCAUUACUGGCGCCCCAGAAGUGAUCAACUCCCUGAAAAAAGCUGGUAAGCGCGUGUUUUUCGUUACCAAUAACAGCACAAAAACGCGCAAAAUGUAUUUGGAGAAGCUGGGUAAACUGGGCUUCGAUGCCAGCGAGGACGAGGUGUUUGGCACAGCUUACUGUUCAGCUGUGUACCUCAAAACCGUGUGCAACCUCAGUGGCAAAGUGUACUUGAUUGGAAGCAAUGCCAUGAGGCAAGAGCUUGAGGCGAUGGGAAUCGAGCCAGUCGGUAUGGGACCUGAUCCAGUCUCAGGAGGGCAGAAAGACUGGGCCAGUGUUCCUCUGGACCCAGAGGUCAAGGCCGUGCUGGUGGGUUUCGACGAACACUUCAGUUACAUGAAGUUGAACAGAGCAUUACAGUACCUCUGCAAUACCGAGUGUCAGUUUGUGGGCACCAAUACGGACACCAGGCUUCCUCUUGAAGGAGGCAAAGCAGUCCCAGGUACUGGUUGCCUUUUGAAAGCCGUGGAGACGGCGGCGCAGCGCCAAGCCCAAGUGGUCGGCAAGCCCAGCAGCUUCAUGUUCAAAUGCAUGGCUAGCCAGUUUGGGCUUGACCCAAGCAAGUGUCUCAUGGUUGGGGACAGACUGGACACAGACAUCAUGUUAGGUUCCACCUGUGGUCUGAAGACUCUGCUGACCCUGACUGGUGUCUCAACAGUAGCAGAUGCAGAGGAACACCAAAGAAGUGGAUGCCCCAGACGUCAAGGGAUGGUGCCAGAUUACUAUGUUGAUAGCAUUGCAGAGAUCUUACCAGCACUCCAAGCAUAGCGGGUGUCUUUGGAACUUCAGCAGAAGAACACGUGGACCGACUUGAAGAUCUUGAGGACUAGAUCAAGACCCACUACAACGGAGGAUUUUAAAAUAGCUGAAUAUUUCCAAGUGAUAUUUAUAUCUGCAAUUUCUCAUCUCUAGUUCUCAGGACCCACAGCCCUGCAAGUUUCGAGUUUCCCCUACUUCACCACACCUAAGAUCCAGUUUAUAAACCGGUUUAGGUAUUUGGAGGUAGGAAAAACUAGAAGUAGAUCCCCACUGUCCAGCAUUUUGUAUUGGACACUGAUCAGAAUAUGUACUGAGUAUUAUAAAGCCACAAAAGAAUACUAUCUGUUAAUAAUCUGCUCCAUCGGCAGGGUCUACCUCUGUUAUUCCACAGUAAUGUUCAUGUGCAUCAUUGUGCUUUUUGCCAGGUAUUGUGUUGGAGUAGUUUUCCUUUAUUCAUUUUUGAAGACACACACACAGGUACAUGUCUAUAUACAUACAUGUACUGAAUACAGAAUCAGUGUGAUGCUUUUUUAUUUUGCUGUACAUUUCAAACCUCGAGUACUGAAAAAUGGCUUGCAAUAAACAAGAUGGCUUACUGGUUGAUAAUGCAACCAAUGUAAUGAUUUGCUCAGAUGAGCACUACCACACAAAACUAAACACAAUGUUCUUUAUAGAGGUGCUUGUUUUUCUUCAUCAUUAAAUUAUAUUUAAACCCG
Molecule: messenger RNA, 1834 nt
Organism: Neoarius graeffei (lesser salmon catfish)
Lineage: Eukaryota; Metazoa; Chordata; Actinopteri; Siluriformes; Ariidae
Gene: pgp
Product: phosphoglycolate phosphatase
Exons: 3
Coding region: 207-1127 (306 amino acids)
Cellular component (GO): cytoplasm
Molecular function (GO): sn-glycerol 3-phosphatase activity
Source: RefSeq, a predicted model, not a curated record